Messenger RNA from Caenorhabditis elegans, 1324 nucleotides. RefSeq names its product F-box domain-containing protein (gene F25E5.5). The record is from RefSeq and is marked reviewed. Bases 4 to 1233 code for a protein of 409 amino acids. The transcript has 6 exons. Lineage: Eukaryota; Metazoa; Nematoda; Chromadorea; Rhabditida; Rhabditidae.
AGUAUGAGCGAAAAUGAAUCAUUUCCCGGUUUAAACGUGUUUGAAGAACUUCUUGACGACGCCGAACAAGAAGUUUCGGAGAAUAAAGAGAAUCCAGAGAAAUCAAAGAAACAGGAGAUCGAUGAAUUAUGCGAAUUUAUUGGAGGAUUUGAAAAAUGGCCAGUUCUUACUGAUGACUGUAAAAUUGAAGUUGUAAAAUAUUUGGAUUUAUGGUCGAGAUGUAAACUUUCCAUUUGCUCAAAAUCGGAUUACGAAAUAGUGAACAAGACAGCUCUUAAAUUGGACUGCAUUGAUAUUCAAGACAAUGAAACAUGGCAUUAUGAGCUCAGCAAGGAGGACUUUGACAACGUAACGAUUCGUCUUCAGUUUUCCUUUGAUUUUGCUACCUGUAAAACAUACAACCUAAUUUUUUCACAACUUGGUGAAGAUGUUCAAAUGCGGCGGGUACAUUAUUAUCGGAAUAGCAAGCCAAGAAUCAGCACCGUAAUCAACUCUUGUAAUUAUUACGAAGCUGCUGUUAGAUUUGCUGAAAGUUGGUUGAAGAGAAGUCGUUUUGAAGUCAAAGAAAUCAGAGUGGAAAUGUCAAAGUAUCCAACUGAUACUAGUCAAAUCGAGUCACUACCUUUAUGUAAGAACGUUCGUGUUGGAUCAGAUGACAUUAAUGUCUAUCGUUGGUGGCUUCGAAGAGUACCCGAAGACCUGAACAGCCUUAAACUUAUCAGACUUGAGGAAGAUAGAAAAGUUUUUACAAUACCAACGGAUUUGCUUGAGCUACCUCACGUAAUGAAUGUUUCAUCGUUCUACUUUUACUGCAGAGCUGCUUUCACAGAUGAACAAUUUCUCAGGCUGAAAGCACAAUCGAUGAGUUUUGACUGUAUCUAUAUUACGGAUGGGUGUAUCAAUGAGUUUUUGAAGAGAUGGAUAAACGGGAAAGGCAUUGAUGGUUUCCGGCAAGUGUUUUUGUGGUCGACCAGAGAAAGAAGUCAAAUUGAACUUUUGAGGGGAAUUGAAGCUCGGCCAUGGGAUGAGGCAUUUGAGGAAGAAGCACGUGGCUUCUGUGGAGAUUUUGAGAGAGUUUGUGGUCGUGGUCAGUGCUUCCAGAUAUCAAGCCGUAUUGAUCCAUAUGAAAGCUUGACGCUCAGUAUUUCUGAUGAUUCUACGUGUAUUUAUGCAACUGGCAAGAAGACUACAUAUGAAGGCGUAACCUACACAGAUUACGGAAUCCCGCGAUAGGUUUUUUUCCAGGAGGAGAAAAAACUAAAUUUUUAACAAUGUAAGAAGUUUCUGGAAAAAAAAAAUUGAAGCAAAUAAAUUGUGACCAUCA